Molecule: messenger RNA, 645 nt
Organism: Capsella rubella
Lineage: Eukaryota; Viridiplantae; Streptophyta; Magnoliopsida; Brassicales; Brassicaceae
Exons: 3
Coding region: 98-403 (101 amino acids)
Source: RefSeq, a predicted model, not a curated record
UGGAUGGUGAUGUUUGGGAAUUGAAAGAAUCAUCUGUUCGAUUUUGCUUGGAAUCGUGUUGAGUUUUUUUUUUUGUUUAAGGUUUUUCGUUCCUUGUAUGGCAUUUAAUCGAAUACUUGGUAUACUAAUUACUAUGGAGGCCCAGAAAAAUGAAAGCGAAAUCCCUGCAAAACCGGCCAUGACUUCAUGUAGGAAGAAGGUGAAGGAUGAUGCCACUUUCUUUGAGGACGUGAAAGAUCACAUUGAUGAGUUCAUACAUGCAUCAGUGGAUGAACACAAGUCCUGUUUCCAAAAGACCAUCAGCAAGAUGUUUGGAUUAUCAAAGGCUGUCGCAGAGAAGCAAGCUGAGGAUGCAAAGGGAGUGGAGAGUCAAUUGCCUCUUCAGACGACAGUGUCGGAGUAAAGAGUAUGUUCUAUCCAGCUAAGUUGUCUGAAGAUACCAUGUCGUUUUUCUUGUUUAAAAUCACAUCAGUGUUUCCAAUAUAUGAUAAUCUACAGUAGGAAUAGUACUUGGGUGAGUAGUAGAACAAUGAAAGCACCAAACUUAGGGGAGAAUCUUCCUCUUUAAAGCUUUACCUUUACACAUCGAGAAGUUGAUACAAUCUAAAAGAUCGCCUAAGAAAUUUGCAGAUGAUGUUUCAAUAA